Molecule: messenger RNA, 1828 nt
Organism: Panicum hallii
Lineage: Eukaryota; Viridiplantae; Streptophyta; Magnoliopsida; Poales; Poaceae
Product: homeobox-leucine zipper protein HOX20-like
Exons: 3
Coding region: 585-1418 (277 amino acids)
Biological process (GO): positive regulation of DNA-templated transcription
Cellular component (GO): nucleus
Molecular function (GO): sequence-specific DNA binding; DNA-binding transcription factor activity, RNA polymerase II-specific
Source: RefSeq, a predicted model, not a curated record
UUUUUUUAACUUGCAACGCUGGCUGGUCGCCUGGUCCCAUCUGCCGCCGUGGAUCCUUAACCAUGGUGAUUUCCUGCACCACGAGUCGACCACCAUCCCAGGUAACCUGACCAACCCGAGCUCCCCCUUCUCCAGUCUCCUCACCCUUCUCCGCUCGUCUUUUAAGCACACAGUUCUUGCGCCCCGAAAAUAGUAACCGGAGAGAGCGAAGAAAAAACCCCUCACUCCACUCCAGACUCCAGUACUCCACACACGCACACGCACGUACACAGAGAGAGCAAGGGGAUCAUGAGAAACCUCAGGAACAUCCCAAGUAGCUCUCAGUUGUACUAGGAGGCGCUUGGAUCGGAGCUGGGGAAGAAGACAAGGCAACCAUGGUGAUGGUCCUGGGUGGUGGCCACAGCAAGACGGACGAGAACCAUCACCGGAGGAGCCACCCCCGCCUCGCCCCGUCACCCUUUCCCCGGCUGCCCUUCCCCUGAUCGAAAACCCUCUGUGAUCCUUCCUUCUCCUUGGCUCUGGAUCAGAACCGUCUUUUUUUCUUGGAAUAUUUGAGAAUUUCGCGUGAAGUCGAGCGACUCAGCAUGAAGAGACCGAGCGGCUCCGUCUCCGGCGGCGGUGGCGGCAGCCCCGGCCUCCUUCCGAUUGUUCACAGCGAUGACGGCUUUGGUGGCGUCGGGGUGGAGGAGGCCGACGAGGACAUGGUGCUGUGCGGCGGCGGCGGAGGCGGGGGCGGGGAGAAGAAGCGGCGGCUGAGCACGGAUCAGGUGCGCGCGCUGGAGCGGAGCUUCGAGACGGAGAACAAGCUGGAGCCGGAGCGGAAGGCGCGGCUGGCGCUGGACCUCGGCCUGCAGCCGCGCCAGGUUGCCGUCUGGUUCCAGAACCGCCGCGCGCGGUGGAAGACCAAGCAGCUCGAGCGCGACUACGCCGCGCUGCGCCACUCCUACGACGCGCUCCGCGCCGACCACGACGCCCUCCGGCGCGACAAGGACACGCUCCUCGCAGAGAUCAAGGAGCUGAAGGCGAAGCUGGGCGACGAGGACGCGGCGGCGAGCUUCUCGUCCGUGAAGGAGGAGCCGGCGGCGUCCGGCGUCGAUCCCCCCGCCGCGGCGGCGCAGGGCUCGUCCGACAGCGACUCUAGCGGGGUGGUGAACGACGCGGAGAUGAUGGCGGCGCCGGAGAAGGCCAGCCACCACCCCCCGGCGGCCGCCGCCGCCACCGCCGGGGCCGAGGCGGUGGUGCCCGGCGCGGCGCUCCACCACGGCGAGGUGUUCUUCCACGGGCACCCGCUGAAGGUGGAGGACGACGAGGCGGCGUUCCUGGGCGACGACGACGCCGCGUGCGGGGGCUUCUUCGCCGACCUGCAGCCGCCGCCGUCGCUGCCGUGGUGGACCGAGCCCACGGAGCACUGGGCCUAGAGCCGAGCCGGGCCGUCGUAGGAAGGCGGGUGGGUGGAAUAAAGAACCCGGCAGGGAGGGGGGGCGUUUCUGCAAAUUUUUGUAAAAUUGGAAGUGUACCUAGUCCUUUUUUGUCAUUCCUCCCGUACCGGCAGCCGGGCAGCGUCACCGCCGCUGUAGCCAGCCUACUAGUCCUAGUUCCAGGCUUCAGCCAGUACCACCGCCACGUCGCCGGUAGCCUGGCGCUCUCGGCUCCCCUCCUGUCUCCCGCGGUGAAACGAGGCGGGGAGAAGGGAGCGGGAAUUACCGGGAAGCGCACGGGUGUUUACGCAAAACUGCACGGAGGCGAUGGGGCGGGACGGGAUCGACAGCGACAGUGGCCACGGGUAGUGAGGGGGGAGGCAGCGAGCGCGGGCGCGGGCGCAGCGCUG